CGAACAUGCGCAUUCGACGCAAGUAAGUUUGUGGCGCGCCAGUUAGCAGUCAAUGCCUUUUAAAUUGAAAUUUCAUGAGGGAGAGAAAGUCCUUUGCUUUCAUGGACCUCUAAUUUACGAGGCAAAGUGCCUGAAGACACCAGUUGCUAAAGAGAAAGAUAAGACUUUGAAGUACCAGAUUCAUUACAAUGGAUGGAAUAAAAGUUGGGAUGAAUGGGUGCCCGAGGGCAGGAUACUCAAAUACACUGAUGCAAAUCUUCAGAAGCAGAAAGAGCUCAAGCAGCAACAUCUCAUGAAGGAAGGGAAGGGAAGAGGGAAGAGGAAACUAGAAGUGACUGUGGCAAAAGCAUCAGGAUCAGUGGCAGGCAUCAAGAGUACUGAUGCUGAUGGUUUGUCUCGAAAGAAAAAAGGGAAAUUGGAUGCUACAAUAGAGACUCAAGAGCAGUUUCAGUGUCGACCAGAAGUUCAUGUGUUUAUACCAAACGAGUUGAAGCAAUGUCUUGUUGAUGAUUGGGAUCUGAUAGCUAGACAGAAACAGCUUGUCAAGCUUCCCAGUCCAUUACCUGUUGACAAAAUUUUGAAAGAUUUUGUAGAGAAACAGACAAACAAGGAAAAAGAAGGAGCUGCCAAGGAGAUAGCUCGUGGGAUCAAGGAGUACUUUAAUGUGCUGUUGGGAGCUCAGUUGUUGUACAAGUUUGAACGACUGCAGUAUACUGAGUUACGUUCUUCACACGAGGACAAACCGAUGUCUAGUAUUUAUGGAGCUGAACACUUACUAAGACUCUUUGUUCGGUUAGGAUCCAUAUUGGCUUACACAUCUGUAGAUGAAGAUGACAUGACUGUUCUUCUCUCCCAUGUUCGCAGUCUUUUGCAAUACAUGCAGACCAAUGUAGAUGAGAUGUUUAAACGACAGUACGAAGUUGCGUCACCAGACUACUGCAGAAAGGCUGCUGGAUAGUGUAUAGUUUGGUAUGUUGAUGAUGUAAUGCAUACACAUUAUAGUUGAACAGACAGUGCCAGUUGGAGACUUUCUAGUUUGCUUCAACUGUUCAUCUGUAUGAUGUAAAGUGCAAUAAUUCCUAUUUGAGUGAUUGGCAA
Molecule: messenger RNA, 1098 nt
Organism: Corticium candelabrum
Lineage: Eukaryota; Metazoa; Porifera; Homoscleromorpha; Homosclerophorida; Plakinidae
Product: mortality factor 4-like protein 1
Exons: 11
Coding region: 53-958 (301 amino acids)
Biological process (GO): chromatin organization; regulation of DNA-templated transcription
Cellular component (GO): nucleus; NuA4 histone acetyltransferase complex
Source: RefSeq, a predicted model, not a curated record